Caenorhabditis angaria is the source of this 409-nucleotide messenger RNA. Lineage: Eukaryota; Metazoa; Nematoda; Chromadorea; Rhabditida; Rhabditidae. The record is from the annotation of a GenBank genome assembly.
AUGGAUAUUUCACCACGAGCUCCUUCUUCUCAAAACGUUGUUUCAAGAAGACAACAACAACAUCUUGUAGAUAUAAAUCUAUUUCUCCUACUUCUAAUUCUCGCUUGGUCCAUCACGUUUCUAUUUCGACGACAAAUUCAAAAUCCCAACGUUCACUGUGCAACUAUUAUUGGGAUUAUCAUCGCAGUUUGCACGUAUGUUUUCAGAAUUUUUGAAUUUUCAGCCAAAAAAAAAAUCAAAUUACAGAAAUCCUCGAUAUUAUAACGAAGUAUCCGAAGACGUGCUGGAAUUUGUCGGAGCUUUGCUACAGCUAAUGAUAAGUUUUUUGGUUAUAGAAAUGAAUCGAGGAGCAUCUCGUAGACAAAUUCUUCCUGCAACUUUGCAACAAAAUCAGGAGACAAAUAAUUAA